Oncorhynchus tshawytscha (Chinook salmon) is the source of this 4066-nucleotide messenger RNA. Its product is annotated as methyl-CpG-binding domain protein 5. Gene Ontology annotation, molecular function: chromatin binding; DNA binding. NCBI's taxonomy places the organism in Eukaryota, Metazoa, Chordata, Actinopteri, Salmoniformes, Salmonidae. The transcript is spliced from 9 exons. The coding region runs from base 440 to 3853 and encodes 1137 amino acids. The record is from RefSeq and is a predicted model, not a curated record. Gene Ontology annotation, cellular component: chromocenter; nucleus.
GUGCGCAUGCUCCUUAGAAAACUCCAUUCUUUUUUUUGCACGGAAUCUGCAAGAAAAAAACUGAAACCGUGAAAUAGGGAUUAAAAGGUGCAUCAGCUACGCUAACUUUUUGCUUAACCUACACCGACCUGCUCGAGCAGUGUCUGGAGAUAAUAACUGAAUAAUUUGGCGACACGAUCGGACAUCGGUGGGUCUUGGGACACUACAGAAUCAAAUAUACAGUGGCCCGAGUGUGAGCUGCAGCGUUUUUGGAGGGGCUGACUUCUGAAGUAGGGCUAGAAGACUUCGUUCUUGGAGAGUUCUGCAAGGCGUUUGGAAGGAGGUUGGCAGAGUCUGUUCUUCUCCGCUGACACCAUGGCCUUCAAACGGUGGAUACCAUAGCCAAUACUAUCUUGGGCUUUUCAAAGAUGACAAGGUGCUGCAAGGCGGUUUUUACAAAAUGAUGGGAGGCAGUGAGAGUGGCAGUGGAGACACGGAUGGAGUUCACACUGUGGCAAUACAAGUCCCCAUUGGCUGGCAGAGGAGAGUGGAGGACGGGCUUGUGGUGUAUGUCAGUCCAAGUGGCACAUUCCUGUCUUCACUGGAGGAGGUUAAGUCUUAUCUGUUGACCGAUGGCACAUGCAAGUGUGGCCUGGAAUGUCCACUGGUCAUCCACAAGGUGUUUAACUUUAGCCUAGGGGUCAAAGUUCAGCAGCGCAGCCAGCUGGUGGGGAAGGCAGAGCAGGACAUGACAAAGCUCUGUAACCAUCGAAGGAAAGUGGUUGCCAUGGCAGCGCUCUGUCGCAGUAUGCAGGCUUCACAGCUGCCCUAUGUUUCCUGUCACACAGAGGUCACCAGUGCCAUUAUGGAGAACCGAGAUCCAAAGAGGAUGAGAGUGGACAGGGAAGAAGAAGAACGUGGCACUUAUCUCUCUAAAUACCAUCUAGUCCACUCCAGGCCCAACAAUAAUCUCAACCACAACCCUUGUGGCAGUCCUAAAUAUUCCACCCAACUUGUGUAUUCCUACAAUGGUUCCUCACCCCUCUCACAUGCUAGCACUAACUCUCAUCACUCUCCUGAGAUUCUGAAGAGACUGCCCCCUCCUCUCCAUUUCCCUCCCACCACCUCUCAAUUCUCUAGCUAUGGGGCACCUCAGAGGUCCCCAUGCACCCCCACGUCUCACAACUUCAGUCAGGGUCAGAGGACACCCCAGACUCCGGAAGCCCCCAGAUCUCCUCAUUUGGGGCCCCUCUCUCCCCUUCCUCCCUCCUCCCCUGGGACACUGGGAAGGGGAGGGCAGAGCCACCCACAUGGUAUCAUCAUUGGGUCUCUCCUGUCCCCCUCAUGUUCCCCCUCUCCCCGCCAGCGCUCACGCCACCCCUCCGCCUCUUCCUCGCUUUCUGAACAGGAGGUGGGAGGGGUGGUGCUGGGCGGCUACCCCCCCAGAAGGAUAUCCUCUUCUUCCCCACACUCUCCUCUACCCGGGGGGUCCCCUAACCUCCAUUUCCCCAAAUACAAGCUUGAGGACAUCUUAGAGCAGUUUAGGAACUCAGGCAACGGUAGCACUAAUAAUCACAUCCUUAACACAAACUCACUGAGCAACCAAAGCAAUCCUCAGAUCCUCUCUCUAGCUCUUGAAAAGGGUGAGAAGCCCACAAAGGCACCUGCUUCUGCCACUGGCUCAGGCAUGGGGAUCAGUGCUGGUCCUUCUGGGUUGCCUCUUGGACAGUUCUUGAACCACCAGAAGCAACCACACACAGCCUCGUUUCCUGCCAGUAGCCUCCUCUCGGCAGCAGCUAAGGCUCAGCUGGCCAGCCAGAUGGCCCACGACCACAGUUCCAAUUCAGCCAGCGUCCUCAGCUCGGCCACCUCUCUGGAGGUCUCGAAAGAGUCCCGGCAGUCAAAGGUAACAAACAGCACUUUACACAACAACAGCCAUCCCUCCAUCACUAGGCCCCUCCCUGCAGCCUCCCACCUGCUCCUCCACCCCUGCGCCACCCUCUCUCAGCCCCUAGCCUCGAGUCCCCUACACCUCUCCCCUACAGACCGGACGUCCCACAGGAAGCGGCAGCGGCGUUCGCCCACGGUGCUCAGCAUGCUGAAGGACUCCCAGGUGAGCGGUCUCAGAACCCCCGGUGACGUGCUCAACCUCUCCGCCUUGCACUCUCAACCCUCCUCUACCUCAGGCUCGUCCCACUCUGCCACGUCGGAGAACCACCUCCAGGGUCUGAGGCUCUCAGUCCGACACUCCUGCCCGCUCACAGGUCCUCAGAAGCAGCCUGACGGCGCCCUGGACUUCACUACAAUCAUGGCAGGUCAACCGGAUCCCCCCACCCAGCCUCUCUCCGCUCUGCUUCACCUGCUCAGUAUGCAGAACGCCGGAGCCCAGCCCGGCUCUGGACACGGUACAGGAGGCACGAGGCAGAGCCCCAGGCAGUCUCCCUCUCCCUCCCAUUUAAACAUUAGACCAUUCCCCAUGCAGUCCCCCUCUCAUCCCUGUACCAUGCAAGGCCUGCCACAGCCCCUGUCCCCCACUCAGUCAUUGUCCAGGCUUGGUAGUGCUAGUGCACAGUCUCCACAUACGAAGGCCAGUCCCAAACAGAGACGGUCUCCCUCCACGGCCCUGUCCAACGCUCAGUCAGCACACCAUCGCAGUAGCCCCUCGCCCACCCGACACACCCCUGAUAGGCUACGGCAGGCCCAAAACCAACCUAUGGAUGCUGCCACCACCACCUUACAGUCUCCCAUGUGCCAUACCUUGCCUGAUGUCAGUGCAUCAGUGGCGAUUGAGAGCAUAUCAACACUAGGCCCUGGUCUCAGCCUGGGUCAUCCUCCCAACAGCACCCCCACCUCCAACCAUAGCACCACCGUCACCAGCUGCAGCAGCACCACCUCCCCCAGACCCCUGGAUCUUAGUAACCACGUGCUGGCCCUGCUGGCAGCCUCCUCCACCACGCCUCUGGAGGAAGGGGGCCUGGACACAACCACCGGCAACAACACUGCAGGGAUGCAAGAGCCUGAGAGUGUUGAUCAUCGUAGCUCGACAGUGAGCAAAACCCCAGGAGGUUGCAGCCCCGGCCCCUGCAACACCCCUUCCCUAGGGGACUCCCCCGGCUCCUUACCCUUGGCCGAAGCCUUCCCCUUCAUGAGCCAGGAGCAGCUCCUCCAGCUUCUGUCUGCCACAGCCGGCCUGCCCUCCCUCUUGGAUCCCACCAUCCUGGGCUCCCUGCCCCUGGGCCUGUGGCUGGGCGGUCAGCAGUGUCACCUCCCCACCUCUAACACCUCACAGCAACACCAUCAACUGCCUGAUCAUCAUCAUCAACAACAAUCGGAACACCAACAACUACUGUUACAGCAUGAACAACACCAAGAGCAACACCAGAAACAACAACAGACUGCCCAUCUGAACCACAACUUUCCGUUUAGCCUACUCCCCUCUCUAAUGGGAGGUCAGGGAGAGCUGCCUCUCAAUCUCCUGGGUCUGUUGAACCCACUUCUACCCCCCUCUGCCACCCUUACCCCAGGCCAGGAGAGUGAUCUGGGUAUAGGGGAGAAACUGGGCCUCCAGGCUCUCCUUAUGGCCUCCCUGCUCCUUGGCCAACAGCAGGCUGCCAUGUUACCCCUGUCUGGGCUGGGCCAGCUGAGCCUGGACCUCCCCCUGCAGCAGCAGCACAUCCCAGCCUUGUUGGAGGGUUUGUCUCUGGAUAAAGGCUCUGGACUCCUGGACCUAUCCUCCCUCCCCGGCCCUGGGCUCCUUGAGGCCCUCCAGGGCCUGCUGCCCCAACCGAGGGGCCCCUCCAGGCCCUGCAGUCGCUCCUGCUCCCCGCUCCUCUCCCUCCCCCGGGCUUCCUCUCCCUCAGCCCCACUCUGCUAAACGCUGCCCUGGGCUCUACUGACCUCCCGACCACCCCUCAGCUCCCCCCACCCCAACAACCCCCACCUCAGGUCUCCGCUUCAGGCCCUGAUGGGGGGGUGGAUACCCUCAUCCCCCUGUCUGUCCAGGGGAAGGACAACCCUGUUCUCCACCAGUUACUGCCCACUCUCCUCAACCCAGGCCUCCUAGGAGACCUGUCUGCUCUGACUAGCC